This is a messenger RNA of Salpingoeca rosetta, 1441 nucleotides long. RefSeq lists its product as uncharacterized. NCBI's taxonomy places the organism in Eukaryota, Choanoflagellata, Craspedida, Salpingoecidae. The record is from RefSeq and is a predicted model, not a curated record. Bases 125 to 1141 code for a protein of 338 amino acids. The transcript is spliced from 11 exons. Gene Ontology annotation, molecular function: calcium ion binding.
ACCUCGCGCAAACACCUCGCGCAAACACCUCGCGCAACUCGACUCAGCUUCCGUGUUGUUGCGUGUUCACUCUUGCUGGCCUUGCCUGAGCCGGAGGACCAGCAAAGCAAACACAGCAUCCAACAUGGUGAAGAAGAAGAAGGGUGGAAAGAAGAGUGCCAAGGGUAGGAAGAGCGCAAAGGGGCGCAAGAAGAAGUCGGCCAAGUCCAAACCAGAGGAGCCACCGCCACUUCGCUGGCCUUGGGCGCACUUGACAGAUUCAUGGCUGCCCCGCAACCCGUACGCCUACGCGGCGCUGCAACGCAAGUUCCGAUCGCACUAUCUGCACACGGAAGGGAUUGUAUGUACACAGGAAGAGUGGCGCCGGUCGCUGUUAUUACACAGAGACCAAUAUGAUGACCCAACGCAGGAGGCAAUGGUGCAGAUGCUGGUUUGUAUUCUGGCGGAGGAAGGCAACCGCAAAGACCCACCAGACAACUUUACCCUCUUUGCAGCCGCAUUGAGAUUCAGACACAGCCCGGAGCACUUUGCGCGCAUGUAUGCGGAGAUGAAGCGGUGGUUCGACCAAGUGGACGACAGCGCCGUUUUUGGCAAGAUCACCGACUUUUUCGACCCGAGCAGACUGACGCGAGAGUACGACCACUUUCCCAAAGAAGAAGCGCGGCGGCUGAUUGAGGAGGACAACACGAUCACAUAUGGACUUCAUCUCCUCUACACCGAAGAGCCAGAGGAGGUUGAAGACGUUGACUUUCACCUCUUUGAGCCGUUGGCGACGUAUCUCGUGCAGAACAAGCUGCGACUGACGGACUUGUUUUUCCAGUUUGACAAGGACAAAGAUGGCAGCUUGACCAUGGAUGAGAUUGUGCGCGGCAUUCAGUCGCGCGGCAUUGAAAUGACGGAGGAGGCGGUACAAGCGCUCGUGGACGACCUCGAUGCAGAUGGCGAUGGUGUCGUGAAAUACAAGGAGAUGAACGCUUCACGGUUUCAUGCUACGUUGCAGCGACGCCAAGUGACACGGGCCCUGUCAGCACGCUCGCAGGCAGAUGAGGAGACGAUGAAGAUUGUGGGACAAGUGUUGCGGAUGUCAUUUGACGACUUUUCGCUGCUUGUUCUCCAUUCCCACUACGUCACUCGCCCUUGACAACUUGAACCCGCGCACACACUCUCACACACUCACACAUGCGAGCGCCUCUUUUUUCUUGUGGUGAUGCGUUGUAUCGACUGACGCGUGCGUGCGUACAUUCAAUCACAUACUGUGUUGCCUGGAUGCUCAUGUAAUGUUGCUCGCAUGUGCGAUGCUCUUGUCACAAUGCAGAGUGCGCUUGCGUUUUGUGUUUGUGUGUCUGUCACGUCACGACUCUCGAAGAGGUCACGUUCAUUGUUGUUUCUCUAUCCCACAUUGACUGCAUAUUGUCCAUAUCACCAUAAACGACAACUGUUG